UAAGCAGCCAUGAUCUGGUUUGUAUUGCACGGUCUGCCUUUUUUAAUUUCUUCUCUAGGGUUUCCUUUCCCCUUCUUAUUUCUGUUCUUCUGGUCCAGUGAACACUGCAUAUAGUACCUACUGUCUUAAUGUGCUGGCAUGAUGCUAGAUUUAGGCAUGGCAGUAAUUGAUGACGCAUGAGAUAAUGCUGCAGAGAUGGGAAUUGGUAUUCACUCUUCUCCUGAAUACUUCAGUCUUACCUUGGGACACGGGGAAUUGAAUUAAAAUGCCAAGCUGGAUGGAAAUAAAAUGGGAAAUAUGUGUUGGUAGCCUACUCUGGGCCACACUGGAAAUUAGCUUUUCAAAAUAAUUCAAAUGCUGCUUACAGACUAGACUGGUUACCCGAUUUCCAAAAGUGCUUUCCCAAAGAGAGGAAUAGAAGAGGUCACAGAUUACAUCUCUGGUGAUCCAGAGGGAAGGAUGCCUAUGGAUGUGUGUAAAGCAUGAGCAGGUACCUUGGGCCCACUUGGGCUUACUGUGCAGAUCUCAUCCUCCACAGAAGUAAUGCUUUGUGCAGUUUGAUUAAUGCUGAACUGCAGGAGAAAAAAUAAAUUAAACUAUGGCUUUAAUAUUUUAUUCUUGUCUCUCACUAUCCAAAUGUCAGGACAUUUUUAAUCUUUACAACUCUCUGGUAGGUACAGUUCAACCUAAUUGAAAACAGUUGGAUGAAGAGGACAAGAGAAUGGCUUGGUUUGUGAGGAGAAAGAGUUAAAACCUCAAAUUUUUCUAUAAAAUCAAGUUUGUUGCACUCUUCUUUUGUCUGAAAUAAGAGAAUCACAGAAUCAUUAAGGUUGGAAAACCCCUCUAAGCUCAUUGAGCUGCACGAGGUGGGAGAGGUUUGGCUUGAGCAAAGGUGCUGUCAGAGACUGCAGUCAGAAACAGACUGGUCACUUCUGAGGUUUCAUGUGGCCUUUGUAAAAAUACAUUGUUGAUUCCUUAAUUCCCCAUCUGGGAAGCAGGAAUUACUUUGUUGUGUUUCCUGACACCUGUGGAGGUGAUUCUGCUUCCACACUUCUAAUGAUGAGUGUGCUCUUUGAAUUGGCAAAUUACACACAUUGCCAGAAGGGAGAGUUUCCUUGGCAGAAUUCAGUGGGGUACCUCUCCUGCAAGAUAUUUCACCAGGAAAGGAGGGUUCAUUCUGCGCUUUUGGCUUUUUUUUUCCUUCUGUUUUAUGCUGUUUGCUCUCCCAGAACCAAAAUUGAGAGGGAAGGAGGAAAGGCAAAUUGAUAUUUUAGAACUACCACACAUCUAAGUAUUUUCAACAUUAACAAAUUGGAUUUUAAUCCUUAACCAGUUCUCUGUUAGCAAUCCACAUGGUCUUUUCAAAGGAAUCUGCUCAGAGUCAUGAGUGAGCCUGUGCUUCAUGGUAUGGAAGCAGUUUGGGUGAUGAAGACCCUGUGUUUAUGACCAUGGCAGAUCAAAGUGCUUUCCAGUUAAAAUGUCAUUCUUCAGAACAAAGAGUGGAUUUAGUAUAUUCUCAUGAAUGUGUUCUUUGCAGCUUCCCGCAUCUUAGUGACAAGAAGGUGCUCCAAAGCCUGCAGGUGUUUGGAGAUGGGGGGAGUGUUUCCUGUGCCAUGUCCCUAUGACAGUCCCCAUGAUGUGACAUCCAUCUCUGCAGCAUUAUCUGUUGAGAGGUGCUGACUGUACUGCUACAGCAUGCAACUCAAAGGUGGCUGGAAAAAUAGGUUUGGGAGUCUACAGAUCAUUACAAUGUUGAAACACGUCCUCAAUUAGCCGCUGGUGUUGUUGUUCCUGUGGAAAUCCUGCUGUGUGCAGCUCAUUUAGGCCAAAGAUGUCUGCUCUGAAACAUGCAACUCUAACCAGAGUACAUUUAUGGAAAACAGAGCUGCCAGGAGCUAGGGAUGGACGUAGCCUGAACGAGUGCCAGCUGUUUUCCAUUACUAAAUUGAAGAAAGUAUUUCAUAUCAAUGGACUUUUCAGAGGUACAAAUACUGAUAUUUUUUUCACCCCCACAAGUAACAUUUUUUCCUUGUUGUGCUUUGAAAGAUGCUGCACUUACAGUGGCUGUUCAUGUCAGUGCAGUCAUUGAUGUCCUUGAAAAAUCAGAGCACUUCACCCUUUUUUCUAAACUCGAGAAGCUGCAUGCAUUUGUUUUGGGGCAUUUUGAGUUCACUGAGUUCAGGUACUUGAAUGGGAAGUCACAAAUUAUUGCAGCUUUAAUAGAAUCCAGAUUUUCUCCACAUUAAUUCCUUAUCUCUACUUGUUUAUUGAGUCUCUUUGCUGUGAAUUCCUGGUUUUCCUCAUCCCAGCAGUGCAGAUGGAGUAGGAGACAGCCCUUAGAGCCCCCAAGAAGCAGCCCUGGCCCCGUGCAGGCAGUGUCAGGGGUGGACCCACGCCAUCACCGCUGCAGCCCAGUUUUUAAAGCCAGGAUAAUAUUGGACAUCGCUUACUCCAGAAACAUGGGUGGAAGCUGGGCCAGGGAUUGGGAAAGUCACUGCAGGGGAGGACAGAUCCCAUCCCUAUCGUUGUCAAGUAUGAUGUCAUGGGCAUGGGCCGGAUGGAGAUGGAGCUCGACUACGCCGAGGAUGCCACAGAGCGGAGGCGAGUGCUGGAGGUGGAGAAGGAGGACACUGAGGAGCUGAGGCAGAAGUACAAGGAUUAUGUUGAUAAAGAAAAGGCCAUUGCCAAGGCUUUGGAAGACCUCAGAGCAAACUUCUACUGUGAACUUUGUGACAAGCAGUAUCAGAAGCACCAAGAGUUUGACAACCACAUAAACUCCUAUGACCAUGCUCACAAGCAGAGGUUGAAAGAUCUCAAGCAAAGGGAAUUUGCUCGCAAUGUCUCAUCGAGAUCCCGGAAAGAUGAGAGGAAGCAGGAGAAAGCCCUGCGGCGCCUGCACGAGCUGGCUGAGCAGAGGAGGCAGCCUGAGUGUGCUCCUGGAAGUGGGCCCAUGUUCAGGACCACCACAGUGGCUGUGGAUGAGGAAGGUGGAGACGACGACGAUUCCACAGCCAACAGCGGCUCCUUCGUCCAGACCAGCUCCGCCCAGGCCACAGAGAUGACCACGGACAAAGGCUUCCUGAACACUGGACAAGGCACUGUGAUGCCAGGCCAGACAACACAGGGGGCACAGGCCAUCAGCUUUGGCAUUAAGAGCUCCCUGGGAACUCCGCUACAGAAGAUCGGGGUGUCCUUUUCCUUUGCCAAGAAGACCCCAGUAAAGCUGGAGACCAUCGCUUCUGUUUUCAAGGACCACGUGGACGAGUCCAGUUCUGCAGACGGGGCAAAAGGUGAUGAGAGGGGGUCCUCAGAGGCUGGCAGCCUGCAGAAGUCUGGGGAGGGUGAAGGCACCAAUAAUUCUGAUGGCAAGGGGGAGGAUGAUGACCAGCACGACAAGGACAGCGGGGCUCUGGCCAGCACCUUAUCCAAACUGAAGAAGAUGAGGCGAGAAGAUGGACCAACAGCUGUGGAACCAGAAUAUUACCACUACAUCCCCCCAGCCCACUGUAAAGUAAAGCCCAACUUUCAAUUCCUGCUUUUCAUGAAGGCUACUGAGCAAACGGAAGCGGAAAAUGUGAACAAAAAAAACGCGCACGAAGUGAAAAAGGGGAGUUCCCCCAAACCCAAACUCAGCAAGCACACGGAAAAGGCUGCCGAGAGCACGGGGCAGCAGAAGGAGCAGAGUACUACUGAAACUGCAGCUCAUCAGGGCAAAACAGAACGAAAAGACAUCCCAGAGAAUGAAAAUACACAGGAGAGCAAGCACCUUCCAGAGAGCAAUCCCCCCGAGCUAGACACUGCUAAAGAAGCUCCUCCUCCUGCCUCGGGCUGCAGAGAUGGCUCUGAGGGACCAAAGCACCCCACAGGACCUUUUUUCCCUGUUCUGAGUAAGGAUGAGAGCACGACACUGCAGUGGCCUUCAGAGCUGCUCAUCUUCACCAAAGCUGAGCCCUCUGUGUCCUACAGCUGCAACCCCCUGUACUUCGACUUCAAGCUCUCCCGUAACAAGGAUGCAAAAGGCAAAGGGGCAGAGAAAUCCAAGGAUCCAGGGGGGCUUUGUAAAGACAAUGCUCAGGGCACAGGACCUGGUGAGGUGAGCAAAGCCAAGGAGGCUGAAAGUGUAGAGAACAGUUCUGCUCAAAAAAUGGAAAACAAAUCCCAGAGUAAGCAGGAGUCCAGUCUGGGAAGCAUCAGUAAGGGAGAGGGGGAGGACAGCAGUAAGAGUAUAACGGGUAAGAGUAAAUCUGGAAGGUCCCAUAAACACAAAAAGAAAAAGAAGCACAAAAAGUCCAGCAGACACAAACGCAAACACAAGGAGGAAGCUGAGGAGAAGGCCCGGAAAGCUGAGCUGGGGGAAGAGAAACCCAAGAAACGGAAAAGGCACAGGCACAAAAAAGGUAAAUCCUCCCUUUCGACGGAGUCAGACCGGGCGCUGAAACCUGAACUGUCUGAAGACUGCAGCCAUUUCCAGAAGAAAAAGCGAUGCUCCCAGGAGUCCCAGAGGAAAUCCCUGUCUGCUGAGGAGGGAAGCAGCAGUAAAAAAGAGGAUGGAGGUAACUCCUGCCAAGAGCACGGCAGUAAAAGACACAAGGCUGAGCUGCAGCAGGUACCUGGUGCGAGGAGGCGCUGCCCGGCUCUGUCCCAGGCCCGGAGCAGCUGCCGGAGCCGGCAGAGCAGUGGUGACGACGACAGCGAUGAGGGCUCCCCUGGCAAGCACUGCCACCAGAAGUCCCCGUCGCAGUACAGCGAUGACUACGACUCGGGCAGCGAGCACUCGCGCAGCCGCUCCCGCUCGGGCCGCAGGCACUCCUCGCACAGGUCCUACUCUAGCAGCUCGGAUGUGUCUUCGGGCCACAGCCGCUACAGCCGCCACAGGAGCUACUCGGACGACAGCUACAGUGACUACAGCGACCGCUCCCGCUGCCGCUCCAAGCGCUCCCAGGACUCGGAGGACGACUCCGACUACAACGGCUCAAACCACCGCUCGAAGCGGCGCAAAUACUCCUCGUCAGAAGAUGACUACAGCUCAAGCAGGAGCAGGUCCAGGAGUCGGAGCAGGAGCCGAACCCACCCUCGAAGCAGGUCGAGAUCAAGGAGCCGGGGCAGGAGCCGCAGCAGCAGCUGCAGCCGCAGUCGAAGCAAGAGGAGGAGCCGCAGCGUGACAGGCCACAGCUGGAAGCGCAGCCGCAGCUACAGCCGGGACCGCAGCCGCAGCACCCGCAGUCACUCGCAGAGGUCCCUGUCGCGGAAGGGCUCACGGGGCCACGAGAGCCCUGAGGAGAGAAGGUCUGGCAGAAGAGACUUCAUUAGGUCCAAGAUCUAUCGCUCUCAGUCUCCUCACUAUUUCCGGACAGGCCGAGGUGAAGGGGCACUGCCGAAGAAGGAGGAUGGCAAAGGAGAGGAUCUUAAAGGAUCUAGCUCCUUGUCCCAGAACAGCAGUGGCAGUGGCUCUGGCACGGGGCGGGCCUCGGAAGGGGAUUGCAGUCCUGAGGAGAGGAACUCCGUCACCGCAAAGCUGCUCUUGGAAAAGGUGCAGUCCAGGAAGGUUGAGAAGAAGCCCUGCGUCACUGACGAGAUGCUGUCAGGGGCAAGCAAAGUCGGCAUAAAGCUCAAAGAUCCUCCCCAGGGCUACUUUGGCCCCAAACUGCCUCCUUCCUUAGGCAACAAACCAGUUCUGCCCUUAAUUGGGAAGUUGCCAACCAUUCGGAAACCGAACUCCAAAAGAUAUGAGGAGUCUGGCUUGGAGACGGGCGAAGAGCAGGAGCUGUCAGAUGCUGAGGAUGGUUCCCAAGGCAUGGAGGAGGGUCAGCUGCCCAGCCAGUCUCUCCUGGAAGAUGUGGUGAUGGUAAUUCAGGACAAGCCUCUGGAUGAGCAGAAACGUGAUGAAGCCUCUGUGGAGAUGCCAUCCCUUCCCCUGGACAGGCCGGCGCUCCCUGAGUGCUUUGGCUCUGGAGAUCUGGUCAUGCCACACAACUUCCUCUCGGAUCCGAGCGAUGCUGAUGGGCUGGAGCCUAUGGAUGGGGGCAGCCAGCCAGUCCCAGUAGAAACAAGUAUGAUGCCCUUAGUUCCGGAUGUUGAGCACUUUCCUGGCUACGUGCCUCAGAGCGGGGAGCCGAGCAUGGAAGGAGAUCGGGAGGGGGGAGAAGAUUCCUCUCUAGCACCACUGGAGAGCCAGCCCAUCACCUUCACGCCCGAGGAGAUGGAGAAGUACAGCAAGCUGCAGCAGGCCGCCCAGCAGCACAUCCAGCAGCAGCUGCUGGCCAAGCAAGUGAAGGCCUUCCCCACCUCGGCCACCCUGGCACCGGCCGCACCCGCGCUCCAGCCCAUCCACAUCCAGCAGCCAGCGGCGGCCUCGGCCACGUCCAUCACGACAGUGCAGCACGCCAUCCUGCAGCACCACGCCGCAGCUGCCGCCGCCGCCAUCGGCAUCCACCCCCACCCGCACCCGCAGCCCCUCGCUCAGGUCCACCACAUCCCCCAGCCGCACCUGACACCCAUUUCUUUGUCCCACCUGACCCACUCGAUUAUUCCGGGGCAUCCCGCCACAUUCCUGGCCAGCCACCCCAUCCACAUCAUUCCGGCGUCCGCCAUCCACCCAGGCCCCUUCACCUUCCACCCCGUCCCUCAUGCUCUCUACCCGACCCUCCUGGCUCCGAGGCCAGCAGCUGCUGCUGCUGCCACGGCCCUGCACCUCCACCCCCUGCUGCACCCCAUUUUCUCAGGACAGGACUUGCAGCAUCCACCCAGCCAUGGCACAUGAAGGACAAAAUGAAGGAACCUCGGAGGAAGGAGAAUAUUUGGCAUUUUGGGACGGGGUUGAAGUCGAGCCAGUGGGCAGGUGAGGCCUGAGCAUUUCCUUUCACUCUUGAGCAGCCAAAGAAGCCAGGGGCUCGAGGGCUGGGCAGUUGGCUGUGUCCCAAGGAAGUCUCGCUCCAGCUCCUCUGUGCACACAGCAGCACCAAUCCAGAAGAACCAUUUCACCUUUAGAACAGUGAGACACUUGGAAAGGCUUUUUUUUCCCCCUGGAUUCUUACACUUGGUCAUCUUCCUUCUGCCACCUUGUAUAUGAUAAAUGAGGUUUCAUACACACUAAUAGGGUCUCUCAAAAUCCUUUUAAUGAGGUCAUCAAAUUAAAAUAGCAUGAUUGAAUCUGGCUUGUAAUUGGUGAUGGAACAUCGGGAGCUGACGGCUUCAGAGGGGCUGGAGGCCUCAGCUUUCAGGCAUUGCAGGAGGUUCCUUGGCCCUUGUCUCUGCAUUCGUGGGCUUUUCUUGGUGUGAGCAGCAAAGGUGGAAGUAAGAGCUUAGUGUAAAGAGGAGGAGGAGCUCUGUGUGUGUGCCGAGAGCUCCCUUCCUUCCCCAUCCCACAUCCACGUUCUCCUGCGCCAGGACCAUGCCUGGAUAUCCCAGACUGGAGAGAGGUUCUGGGGUUGGGUUUCCAGUCUGGGCUUUGACCACUCUUCUCCUGAAAGGGGGAAAAAAAAUCACUUUGAAUUCCAUCUUCUGUGGGGUUGGGAAAGAGGCACUGGGAUGGGAGAGAGAAGGAAAAUCCUGUUAGGAAUGGAAGCAAUACAGAGGACGGGGGAGUGCAGCCUGGAUGUAAAACGUGUUCUUUCCUCUGUAACACUGAUGGUUUCCUUAUUAAUUUAUAGGAUUUUUUUUUUUUUUUAAUGUAAAGAAUUGCACUGAACUCUGUAAACAAAGAUGCUGCUUUUUGUAGCUCCUAUCAAAGGUUACAUUUGUAGUAUAUCGCAAUAAUAUUUUUUACAGCCAGUUCUUAGUGGUACUUGUUCUGGUGGCUUCUAUGUAAAUAUGUUUGCCAUAGGUGACCCAAGACACUUGUAAAGGUUCAAUUUAUAGUUUCAGCUAGAUGCAGAACAGCUAAGCAUGUAUAUUUUAUCAAGCUCAUGUAUUUUUGAAGUUUUUAUGUAGUAUAAAAUGUAAAAACAAACAAACAAAAAAAAUCUUAAUUUAGAAUUUUGCAGAAGAAAAAAAUCAACAGGUGAGACUUGGGCGAGGUGAGGGGUGUGGGGGUAGCAGUGACUCUGGCAGGUUCUGUGUUCCUCCCUGCCAUAGGAAUGGGCAUUGGAGCAGCCUGGGGAGCAGCAGGAAUUCAGGGUGCUCCCAGAGAAUAGGAGCCCUUUUUUUUCCUUUCCUUUUCCUCCACUUUGGAAGCAGUAAUGUGCAGGAGGUGCAGGAGGAGCCUUGGGACUGUUCCCAUCCCACACAGAGGGUUACCCCAGCUUAGUCCAUAAGGGAUUUCGCAGUUCUCCCAGCAUCACCCAGCUGAGGUGACACUGCCCGUGGGAGCUUCCCCACCCCAGUGCAGGGGAUGUCCCCACCACUGCUGUCCCCACUCACAGCACACUGUAGGUGUCACAGCCCUUGGGCCACAACCACUGGAGGGAGGGAUUUCAGAGCAGUGUAGGGAUGUGGUGACAUCCCUGUCCCAUUCCCCAUCCUCAUCCUCUUCCCUGUCCCUUCCUGGAGUGCAGCACGAGGUCAGACAGAGUCAAAGGAUCAAAACCCCCUGAGCUCCCUCACCGUGUAAAUGAGAAAUUGGAGCAGGUCAGAGUGACAGCAGUCACAAAAAAGGGACUCAAUUUCCUGUAAAUACCAGACAAUUCAGUGUUACUGUCAGUUGAGCUUCAUAGGGCCCAUCUGUGCCCUGGCCCCACUGCACUGUGGGCAGGGAUUGUUUUUGGAUUUCAGGAUAGUGCUAAAAUAAUUAACCUGUCAUUACUUACAAGCAUAAACAGACUGUAUUUAACUUUGUCACAUAAGAUAUAUAUAUAAAUAUAUAUAUAUGCUGUAAAAUGAGGGAAAAAACCUUUCUAAUAAACCAAUGAUUUGUGGAAAAAGA
Molecule: messenger RNA, 8860 nt
Organism: Serinus canaria (Common canary)
Lineage: Eukaryota; Metazoa; Chordata; Aves; Passeriformes; Fringillidae
Gene: GPATCH8
Product: G-patch domain containing 8
Exons: 8
Coding region: 2543-6760 (1405 amino acids)
Cellular component (GO): nucleus
Molecular function (GO): nucleic acid binding
Source: RefSeq, a predicted model, not a curated record